This is a messenger RNA of Bombyx mandarina (wild silkworm), 2823 nucleotides long. It is a transcript of the gene Dnaaf5, whose product is annotated as dynein axonemal assembly factor 5. The record is from RefSeq and is a predicted model, not a curated record. Gene Ontology annotation, molecular function: dynein intermediate chain binding. Gene Ontology annotation, biological process: outer dynein arm assembly; inner dynein arm assembly; cilium movement. Gene Ontology annotation, cellular component: cytoplasm. Lineage: Eukaryota; Metazoa; Arthropoda; Insecta; Lepidoptera; Bombycidae.
AAAUAAUUGCCAUGUUAAAAAAAAAGUGGUUGCCAAGGGUAACUGACUUUGUUUAUCAAUACUGCUUGAAUUUUGUUUUCUUCUUAGAACAGGACUAGCAUUCUUCAAAUAAUGUCUAAAACUAAAAGUCCUUUGGAAGAAAAUGCUCGACGUGUUCUUGAACAAUAUAUAACGGCUUUACAAAGCGAAUCAAAGAUAGCGCGAAAAAAUGCGCUCACGAAGUUAAGCGAAGAAAUUUUUGAGAAUCCUGAAAAUGUUGAUUGUGAUCUCACUGUGGUGUUUCCAGAAAUCUACGCGCACGUACUCAAAAGCUAUUCCGAUCAGUCGGAGGCGUGUCGAGAAUUAGCCGUGCAAAUAAUUUCGAACUUCAUAGAAAAGCUCCCACUGAAUGACUAUUAUUUAACCUAUAUAUUUCCUACGCUUGUCCGACGUAUCGGAUGUCCUGAGAUUGUGGAAGAAUCUGAAGAGAUUCGGCUAGUUCUAAUCCAGCUAGUUCACACUAUCUUAGAUAGAUACAAAGUUACACAUUACUUAAAUUCUUUUCUAAAUGAUUUAACAAGUAUUUUAACCAAAACGGUUACGGAUCCUUAUUCUAAAGUGAAGGUAGAAGCAUGUGAAUGCAUUAUAUUGUUAGCUGAGAACUUGCAGCGGGAUUUUCAUUUUCAAUCUGAGAGCUAUGUGAAGCCCGUGCUGUCAAAUCUAGCACACCAGCAUUUUAGGGUUCGGGCUGCAGCUGUUAAAGCUAUAGGAGCAAUAGUGAUGUCAGGAAAUGUGAAAUGCUUAGAGCUAUCAAUAACACCAAUGGCAGAGAAGCUGUUUGAUGAAAAUAGUCAAGUUCGCCUCCAGGUGACAUUAGAAGUAGGAAACUGGAUGUUAAAAUACAGAGACCGAUAUUCUUUUUGGCAUCGCAUGAUGCCACUGUUGUUAACUAGCCUGAGUGAUGUAAUGGCUAGCAUCAGGGAAACUGCCACGAAACUCUGGGAUGAUGUUGGCUUACAAUACAUGGAGGAAAAUGAGGAAGAUUUAAAAAAGAAGAGUGAUUUCCUGAAAGAUGUUCCCUCGCAUUAUCCUGAUGUUAAAAGACCCAACAUGGGUUGUAGAGUAUUGGUGCAGAGUAAUAUUGGGAAAAUUGUUCUUGCUGUUGAAAAAGAAAUGGAGGGCUGGCAAGCAGAUGCUCGUCUCCGCGUGGCUCAGCUCCUCUGCUGGUUGAUAUUAUGCGCAGAGGAGGGUUCUACACAGCAUGCCAACGCUAUUGUUCGUACUAUGAUACGUGGGGCAGCUGAUGAAGAUCCUAGAGUUGUGGUCGAGGUGAAACGCGCCGCAGAAUUGUUCGGAUACUUCAUCACUCCGGAAACGUGGUGGCCGCUGCUGGAGGCCGACGUGGAAUCGUGGGCAGUCUUGCUUGUCCUAGCCAACAUCAUCAAAGGUUCUCGUGUGGAACUUGUGAAAGGGAAGAUUUUGACUGAGAUAUGUAAAGAAUUGGCGGAUCCUGACCGUUGUAGAACUAGAAAGCCAAAGUACCAGACGAAUUUGCUUCACGUAUCGGAGGCGUUGAUGGAGCUCUGCGGUGACGAGUGUGGGUCAGUCGCCAACGAUCUUUUCACCAUCAACUUCACUGUUUACGCCAUGCCCGUCGAUGAUCAGAUACAGUUUAUGGCGUUGUCAAACCUGGACAGACUUCGGUGCAUUGAAAAGUCCGGUAAAACAUUAACCAGUCUCUAUGAGAGACACAUCGGUAAAGUGCUCGCCAACAUCACCAGCGACGCCCCCACGUGGACUCUGCUCACCCCCGAUCGGUGUCUGCUUGAAUGCGUUCUGAUGCACGCAGGUUCAGCCAUGGGAGCCCAGCUGCACCUCAUAGCUCCCCUAUUAAAGGAGUGUCUGGCGAACACGGAAACGGACGCGGAAGUCAGACUAAAGAUAUUCACGACUCUAUCGACUGUUCUGCUGAAGAGGCAAGAGAACUUCAGGAAAUGCGACAGUGACAAACUUGGGGCGUUCCUGAAGAUCAUCAUAGAAGAAAUAAUAAUGCCUAACAUGAUAUGGUCGGCGGGUCGCACCGCCGAGGCGAUACGCACCGCGGCCGUCGCGUGUCUGUGCUCGGCGCUGCAGGACAGCCCUCAGGAGGAUCGCAUCCGGGCCGAGAACGGUGGAGAUGGCGACACCGUCGAUAAGAAAGUAAACCUCUUUCCCACAAAAGAAUCCUUGGAACCGUUUUUGGACGAAAUGGUACCGCUCCUCAUGGGUCUGGUGGAGGACAACUCGACGUUGACAAGACAGCACACUCUGCGUGCCGUGUGCUGCCUCGCGACUUUAGCCCGCCAACGCGGCUGCUUUACAGCGGAUAUAUUGAAUAAAAUGUAUUUCGUUGUAUUGAAACGCCUCGACGACGUUAGCGACAAAGUUCGUUCUUACGCCGUGCAGACUUUAUGUACUUUGUUCAAGAACCGACCGCAGCCGUACGAUACGACUGUAUACGGUGCGCACGUUGACGCUCUGUACUCCGCCAUGUUGGUGCACCUGGAUGACGUCGAUGAAACGUUCAGAAACGAAAUGUUAGAUGCUUUACUCCAGCUCAGCGAUAUCGAUCCAAGAACGUUAAUGAAGAAAGUGAAAUCCAAUAUUCACGUUUAUCGAAAUAAAUCCGCUUACGAGAAGAUAUCGAGUCACCUUGAGAAGCUGACCAUAUGAACUGUUUAGAUAGUUCUAGUCAAUUUACUUGUUCGUUUAGGUUACAAUUCUUUAGUUUGACAAAAAAAUAAUUUUAUAUAAAUAAAUGAUUUUGCAGGCAAGUCUAUAAGAGACGCGGUCAGACAAUGUAAU